Messenger RNA from Pan troglodytes (chimpanzee), 1042 nucleotides. RefSeq lists its product as uncharacterized. Bases 99 to 326 code for a protein of 75 amino acids. The transcript is spliced from 5 exons. The record is from RefSeq and is a predicted model, not a curated record. Lineage: Eukaryota; Metazoa; Chordata; Mammalia; Primates; Hominidae.
CCAGAAUUCCCGGGGCUGUGGAAGAGACCAUAGACUCAACAGGAGGGGGAGUCCUGGGUAGCGCGCCGGUCUACAUCGUUACUUGGCGGAAAGUUCCCAUGAGUCUUUGCCAGCGUCCCCCUCCUUUUGUGAGGAAUGGGAUAUUCCGACUCCUUAAGGGCCAGGCGCACAUAAGGUGUGACCUUUUCAUUCCCGUUGUUAUGGAGAUUGCGUACCCACUGCAGAGUGCUGAAGACGGGGUAGCCACGAGGUUGCAAAUUCGUGAAGAAUCAGCAUCAUGUUUGGCAGCUGAGUAUUGGAGCCAGGAGCCUGCCAUGAGGUUUUGAGAACAGAGUGCUGUUUUAGAGCUGGCAGCAGCAUCUCAGCCCAAGAGAAGGUUAUAUUCCCAGAGGAUGUCAGUCCCAAGGACCAGUAGCUGCCAUCAGUUUGGAUUCUGAAAACUAACCGGCAUCAACACUGGGUGUAGAAACAUGCUUGCCUUAUGUAUCAGAGGACAUGCUCAGCAGAUCCAAGAGAUAUAUUUGGCAACUUUUUCUAGAAAAGGCACAUUGGGUAUCAUUCAUUACAUUCUUGAGUUUUUUUGGUUUUUUUUUUUUUUUUUUUUUUUUGAGACAGUCUUGCUGUAUUGCCCAGGCUGGAGUGUGGUGGCACAAUCACAGCUCAUUGCAUCCUCAAUCACCCAGGCCUAAGCAAUCCUCCCACCUUGUAGCUGGGACUAUAGCUCACAGCACACCUGGCUAAAAUUUUUUUUUUGUUAAGACGGAUUCUCUAUGUUGCCCAGGCUGGUCUCAGGCUCCUGGGCUCAGAUGGUCCUCCUGCCUCAGCUUCCAAAGGCACAGGCCAAGUUGUAGCUUUGUCCCUUGCCAUCAUGCCCAACAAGAGGUUCUAUACCUUUUAAUGAAUUGACUUUCAUAAAUUGGUUAUGUUGGUGGGCAAGUUCUUUAAGCUGGAAAUUGUAAAUUCCUCCUGAAAUGUUUUUUCAUGCAGUUACCAUGAACUAAUACUACAAUAAAGGAUGGUCUUGGGUGUCAAUUCUUGAAAA